Molecule: messenger RNA, 1279 nt
Organism: Bursaphelenchus xylophilus (pine wood nematode)
Lineage: Eukaryota; Metazoa; Nematoda; Chromadorea; Rhabditida; Aphelenchoididae
Source: the annotation of a GenBank genome assembly
AUGGACUUGUACAGUCGCUCCACUAUGUUCCCCAUGAUGCAUUAUGGUAUGUGGGAGGGUAGGGGAAGGGGGACAGAUGAUUUUGGUAUCCAAAAGAUGCGAUUACUUUAGAAAGUACAAGCUGAAUUUAUUUGUUUUAGCAUCCAAUGACAGUGAGCAGAUUCUUCAACAACAUCUCCAUUCACAAAGUCAACUUGGACAUCAAAAAGACCGAGGUCCGGCCUCAGAUCAGUCCCAAGAAUAUGUUUCAGCUGCUUAUGUAGCCGCUAACUUUUCCAACUUUCCACUGGUCGCGGCAGCCGCCUCUCAACUUAAUGGGAGUACCGGUAAUAACAACUCGGGUACCCAAAACACUUCUGGAUCUUCUUUGGGUGGGAUGGAAGAGUACCAGAUGAACCAAUUGCACCACAAUUCGUAAGGCCCCUUUUCGUAAUCCUAUUGCGUAACUUCCCGAAACGGUCACGGUUUUGAAACAUCUCCUAUUGGGCAACAUUCCCUUUCCUCGUCGCGUGCAUAAUUGAUGAGGGGUUACUGUAGGAGGAAAGACAGAGUCUCUCUCUUUGCCAAAAUACAAAAAACUACCAGAGAAUCUGCUAUUGGAAUAACUUUAGUACAAGUCGCCCCGAUGAUUAAACCAGUUCGGAAGCCAUUUAAAAUGGAGGUCAAUGAAGCCCAAUUAAAGUGUGGCAAAUCAGAGAAGGGGCGUUAAUUAGAGCCAUAACUAAUUGGCACCUCGGCUCGGUGUCCUUUUAUUCGGUUGGAGCCAAAUAAGCGGGAAAUCGGAUCGAAUAAAGGAGGUGGAUAAACUCGGAAAUUAUAAGGUGAAUUAAAGGGACGAUUACCUCACGAAAACAAAUAAAAGACCUACUGGGCAUAGACAAAGGUACUUACAAUUCAGAAUAUCAAAAAAAAAACAUAUGGCAUAGGCCCACACAAAAGGGAACUGGACCGGGGUGACCAUGAUUGACCUGUUAUUAGCGCCCAAAACAGGUGCGACAUGGACCGGAAAAAGCAGCGGAUGCGUUUGAUCUCACCGACCGUUGCGGAUAAAUCCGCCGAAAAUGAAGCCAAAGACUGUGCGAAGACUGUUAAAGAAGCCUCCGGCACUGCCUUGGAGAUUGGUCCCUCAGGCGACUCCGAAGUCUCCAAGGCUGAUCACCAAGAGACUGAUCUAAUGAUGCCAUGGCUUCAUCCGGAGGCGUCUGAAUUAUUUAUUCCCAAUCUUGUUACCAGGCUUCGGUUCUAUGGUUAUGCCCUCGGGUCACAAUUGAUUCCCUAG